UAGCCACUCUGUUGUUUCCCCCUCCCCCGCUAUUUAUAGCCGCGCUGUCCUUCCCACGCUUCACUCCACCACCACCACCCCCCAUGGCGGCAGCAAGGAUGAAGAACACCACCAUGGGUUGCGCCUUCCUGCUCGCCGCGUUCGCCAUGGCCGCCGCCUUCGUCCCCGUGGCCGAGUCCAGGACCACCCCCGUGGAGAAGACGACCACCACCCAAGCAGAGGAUGGUGUCAAGAAGCCGGACUGCGUGCCGGCGUUCGACCCGCGCUCGUUCCCCGGCCACGGCGGCACCACGACUCCGACGCCGAUCCCGGGCCACCACGGCGGCGGCGGCUCAUCCGGGACCACGCCGUCGCACGGCGGCGGCCCCUCCGGGGGCGCGUUGCCUUCCCCGUCCCACGGCGGCGCGGCGCCGUCCCACGGAGGAGGGUACGGGGCUUCCCCGCCGGUGACGCCCUCCCCUGGCGGCGGCUACGGCGGCGGCUCCCCGGCGCCGUCCCACGGUGGCGGCGCCUACGGGAGCUCCCCUUCCACGCCUUCUGGCGGCGGCUCCUCCCCGACGCCGUCCCACGGUGGCGGCGCGUACGGCGGCGGCGGAGCUCCGGCGACACCGGCGUCGCACGACGGCCACGGCCUCAUCCCCACCACCCCCGGGACAUGCGACUACUGGAGGUCGCAUCCGAUGGAGAUGUGGUCGGCGCUGGGGCGGUGGCCGAGCUCGGUGGGCCACUUCUUCGGCUCCGGCUCCGGCGGCGCUGGAACGGGGAUGAGCAUCCAGGACGCGCUGGCCAACACCCGCGGCGACGGCGCCGGCGAGCUGAUGCGGGAGGGCGCCGCCGCGCUGCUCAACUCGAUGACCCGCUCCGGCUUCCCCUACACGGCCGAGCAGGUGAGGGACGCGUUCGCGGCGGCGGCGGGGGGAGGCUCCGACGGCGCCGCCGCGGCGCAGGCGGCGGCGUUCAAGAAGGCCAACGAGGGCGGCCGCGCGUAGACGACGACGACGACGUACGCAACGUACGCAUCCGUGCAUGCAUGCAUGGCUUAAUUGUUUAAUUAGGCGGGAAAAUUAAAAAGUACGUGUGUUAAAUUAGUUGUGUGGUUGAUUUGAUGGUGAUGGUCUGGUUGUGUACGUGUGGUUGGUGUGUUUAUGCGUGUAAAAUCAUGUGUAAUCACUCUCGUGUUUAAGUUUUUUUUUUUUUGCUGUUUCAAAUUCGAUCGGUGGCAAAUGAAGGAAGUGAGCUUAUCCUUACAUGGUUA
Messenger RNA from Oryza sativa Japonica Group (Japanese rice), 1255 nucleotides. Its product is annotated as protodermal factor 1. The record is from RefSeq and is a predicted model, not a curated record. Lineage: Eukaryota; Viridiplantae; Streptophyta; Magnoliopsida; Poales; Poaceae.